AUGAGCACGCGGUUCCACCCGCGCGCAAGUAUCGUGUACGUUGGCUCGGAUUUCCACCCGAGCAGGAUACAACUGGUCGACGACCUGAGUGUUCUCGCGGUGAGCGAGAUCGAGACGAAAGACGACUGUGUCGUGGUGAAGCGUCACUACGACUACGAGACCAAGAGCGAUUGCGAGAAUGUCUUGGUGAAUCGUCACCGCGACGACGAGAUGAAGAACGACGACGAGGUUGUCGUGUUGAACGUGUAUCACCACGACCACGCGAACAAGAACGUCGUGUCGAGCGCGUGGCACCACGACCACGCGGACGAGAACGUCGUGGCGAGCGCGUGA
Peronospora matthiolae is the source of this 333-nucleotide messenger RNA. The record is from the annotation of a GenBank genome assembly. NCBI's taxonomy places the organism in Eukaryota, Oomycota, Peronosporomycetes, Peronosporales, Peronosporaceae.